Messenger RNA from Uncinocarpus reesii 1704, 732 nucleotides. RefSeq lists its product as uncharacterized. The record is from RefSeq and is a predicted model, not a curated record. Lineage: Eukaryota; Fungi; Ascomycota; Eurotiomycetes; Onygenales; Onygenaceae. Bases 1 to 732 code for a protein of 243 amino acids. The transcript has a single exon.
AUGGUAAUACCCCGGGUCGAGGACUCGACUGAAGGCUUGAUCAAAGAGCCUCAUGGAGUCCUUAUGACACCGAUCUUUAGGAAAGCAACCGCCAUUCUCCAAGAGCGAAAUGUCGACUUCCUUCUACCGGAAACCGCCUUAGACGUUCGCUUUACCAGGACUUUGUAUUAUGACCUUCUCGAAGGCCGUGAAUUUUCAUCCUUCACGGACGAAAAUUCUCCAUUGCAAUCAUCUUUAGCGAAAUGCGUCGCCAAUAUUCAGUACUCGCAGCCGAUUUCUGGCCAUCAACCCCCAAUGCCAUCUUUUUGCAACCUCGCUAUCCCUAAAAAGUUGAUCAAGACUCCUCGAUAUAAGCGCGAUAAUGCCCCGCAGUAUGCUGAAGGGGAAACAGGCACCACAGAAGGCGAAUAUAUCUAUCCACCUCUGCGUUCAUUCACAGCCGCAAGCAUUGCGAGAUUCAACUACAAAGACCUUGAACUCAAUUUCUCAAACCCAAGAAUGGGGCCUGUAUUUGCAGAACAAAACGUUAAUGUGAGCCUGGCAAUCGGCCGGUAUGACGAUGAAUUACGACCGUUGGCCAUCCACCGAGAUGUCCACAAACCCGCUUCGGCCGGGAAAGCUGGGGACAAUUCCAUGAAAGCUUUAUUUCAACCUUUAUACAGUCGUGCCUGUCAGCUAGCUUUCGAAUUAGGCGCAGGGACUCCACAAGUCCAUACCAAUGAUUUAAGAUAA